AAUAACACCACUUGGAAACCCUAGUUCAAAACACCCUGAAUCAAUCAAUCGCAGUCGUCAGUUGCAUCGUUCGAACGAACAUAUUCAUCGAGACAAAAUGAGCGGUGUAGGAAAGAAAGUUGCAGAUGUAGCCUUCAAGGCCUCAAAGUCGAUCGAUUGGGAUGGAAUGGCGAAGAUGAUCGUCACCGACGAAGCUCGUAAGGAGUUCUCAUCACUCCGUCGUGCAUUUGAGGAAGUCAACUCCACUUUGCAGACCAAAUUCAGUCAGGAACCAGAACCUAUCGACUGGGAGUACUACAGAAAAGGGCUUGGAUCUCGUAUCGUUGAUUCUUACAAAGAAUAUUAUGAAAGUGUUGAAAUUCCUAAGUUUGUUGAUAAGACGACCCCAGAGUACAAACCCAAGUUUGAUGCAUUGUUGGUGGAACUGAAAGAAGCUGAGCAGAAAUCUCUCAAGGAAUCUGAAAGACUAGAGAAAGAAAUUGCUGAAGUCCAAGAGCUGAAGAAAAAACUUAGCACCAUGACUGCUGAUGAGUACUUUGAAAAGCACCCAGAAUUGAAGCAGAAAUUCGACGAUGAAAUCAGAAAUGAUUACUGGGGCUAUUGAUUGAUGGUUUCCUUUGUGUGAAUCCAUUUCUUUUUUUCUUUUGGCAUAAACCAAUAAAGCAAAAUCUGUCUUUUGUUUGUAUGGCUGCAGAUUUCGGUAAGACCGAAUACGUUGUCACGUUUAUUAAAUCUUAUUACUCGUUUAUGAUCGGUUGA
Molecule: messenger RNA, 759 nt
Organism: Helianthus annuus (common sunflower)
Lineage: Eukaryota; Viridiplantae; Streptophyta; Magnoliopsida; Asterales; Asteraceae
Product: ATP synthase subunit d, mitochondrial
Exons: 5
Coding region: 98-604 (168 amino acids)
Biological process (GO): proton motive force-driven ATP synthesis
Molecular function (GO): proton transmembrane transporter activity
Source: RefSeq, a predicted model, not a curated record